AUGAAGUACAUUUUAGUAUGCGGAGGAGUUAUUUCCGGAGUAGGGAAAGGAGUUGUAUCAAGCAGUAUAGGAAGAAUCUUAAAGGAAGAAGGGCAUCACAUAACAAUUGUAAAGAUUGAUCCGUACUUGAACUUCAAUGCAGGCACGCUAGGACCAAAAGACCAUGGAGAAGUAUUUGUACUGGACGAUGGGACAGAAACGGACUUAGAUUUAGGAAAUUAUGAGAGGUUCUUAGGGUCAAACCUCACUAGGUUUAACAGCAUAACCAGUGGGAGGAUGUACAGUGAAGUGAUCAAGCGAGAGAGAGAGGGAGAGUAUUUAGGGAAGACCGUCCAGGUAGUCCCUCAUGUGACUGACCAUAUUAAGAACAGUAUCAGGAAUGCAGCCUGUGUCCCGAUUGAGAACCAUACGACACCACCAACUAUUUGUGUGAUUGAAUUAGGAGGUGUAGUGGGAGAUAUCGAAUCGAUCACUUUUAUUGAAGCACUCAGACAGAUGCAUGUAGAAGAGGGCAGGGAUAAUUUCGUGAUUGUGGGUGUAGAUUAUGCCUUAGAGUUAAAUAAUGAGCAUAAGACCAAGCCAAUACAGGCAUCAGCUAAAAGGGCACGGGAACUUGGCAUCCCAUACGAUGUUGUAGUAUGCCGAUCAGAGAGACCCAUUGAUAAAGAGCCCUUAGAUAAGAUCGCUUUAUUUACGGGUGUAGAGAAGAUCGUACAAAUGCCCGACUGUGACGUAUUAUCAGUCCCUACACAACUCUCUCAGAAGAGUGGUAUCCUGGAGUACUUACAGAGGAGACUGCACAUCCCCGUGUGUAAGACAGAAGUACCAGGGAAGGGUGAGUACUUCUUAAAAAUAACAGCCCAGAAGAAGCACCUGUGCAGGAUCGCCAUUGUUGGUAAGUACAGUAACCAUGAGGAUGCGUACCUGUCCAUUAAAGAGUCACUGAAAUUUGCAGGUGCAGUUGAUGACUUAAACACAGAAGUGGACACGACGUACUUUGACACAUCCUCAUUCAUGAAGCCAGAGAACCUUUCAUCCCUGGACGUAUUUGAUGGUAUAAUCAUACCCGGUGGGUUUGGUAAAAGGGGGGUUGAGCAGAUGGUCCUUGUGGCAGAGUAUGCCAGGACUAACAGAAUACCUUUAUUAGGGAUCUGCCUGGGCAUGCAAAUAAUUGCGAUCGAGUACGCCAGGAACGUAUUAAAAAUACAAAAUGCAACGAGUGAGGAACUUGUCACUGAGGAGGACAUUCACACGAUAAUUGAUGAUAAAAUCAAUGACCAGCCGCAUACUUCUGAUGGGGUUAUUGGGUACGCACUGAUCGUAUCCAAGCACUCAAAUAAAAUGCGGAUUGGCCGGCAUGAGACAGAAACCAUUCCUGGGUCGCGUAUGGCCACUUUCUAUGGGAAUCCUGGGGGUUCAAUUAUAUCCGAGAGGUUCAGGCACCGGUACGGCGUAAAUGUGAAAUAUAUCCAGGCGUUCGAGAAGCACGGUCUGAAAAUUGCUGCUCGUCACAAGAACUACAUAGAUGCACUUGAGAUACCAGAGAAUCCCUUUUAUUGCGGUGUACAAUUCCACCCAGAAUUCCUUUCGAAACCGACCGAGCCCAGGCCGUGUUUUAUUGCGUUCCUUGCUGCUUGUUUAGGGAUAGAUAAAGAACAAUAA
Nematocida parisii ERTm1 is the source of this 1662-nucleotide messenger RNA. RefSeq names its product CTP synthetase. Bases 1 to 1662 code for a protein of 553 amino acids. Gene Ontology annotation, biological process: pyrimidine nucleobase biosynthetic process; CTP biosynthetic process. Gene Ontology annotation, molecular function: CTP synthase activity; identical protein binding. The transcript has a single exon. The record is from RefSeq and is a predicted model, not a curated record. NCBI's taxonomy places the organism in Eukaryota, Fungi, Microsporidia.